Molecule: messenger RNA, 1712 nt
Organism: Acanthoscelides obtectus
Lineage: Eukaryota; Metazoa; Arthropoda; Insecta; Coleoptera; Chrysomelidae
Source: the annotation of a GenBank genome assembly
GCAUGUGAUUUUACCGGAUUACUCAGAUAAUACGAUCAUAUUCAAAUGAACUGUUCAAACAAUGUAAUCUAAAUAGGUAUUGUUUUUAUUUGAGAAAAUGAAAACUGUAAGAUCUAUGUUCUUAACGCUGCAGUAAAGAUGCAAGCAUUGCUGAGAAAUGUGCGAACAAUGGAGAUGUACAAGAAGAUAAGGGCAAAGAAUGGCCACAAAUUGUUGCUAUUCUCCUAGGCUGCCUCAUGGCUCUACAGUACGGUCUCCACUUUGCUUGGACAUCUCCAUUCUUCGUGCAGUUAACAAAAGACAAAGAAAACUAUAACAUCACCGAAGAUCAAGCAUCACUAUUCACAACAUUACCUCCAAUGUUCCAUAUACUGUCUUGUCCUUUGUGCUCCUGGAUGUGCAAUGCAGUAGGGCGGAAGAAUACUCUCCUUGCCAGUGCUGUACCUAACAGCUUAGCUUGGAUUUUAGAGGCAUAUGCUACAGACGUGUAUACAUUUUAUUUAGCUAGAUACCUGCUACACAGAUUUAUACAAGACUCAUACUGACCGAAUAGCCAUAGACAAAAAUAACUGAGGUAAAACGAGGUAAGGUGUCUCACAGGUUUAGGUUCAUGUGCCGUGUUUGCAUCUUUAUCUAUGUAUAUAGGAGAAAUCGCUACACCCAAAGUAAGAGGCUUCUGGGGAAAUUUCAUGUCAAUCUUCACAGCCAUUGGACAAUUCUUUAUCAAUUUAAUAGGCAUCUAUUGCAACACACGUCUAACCUCCUACAUCUGCCUGGUCCCAUCGAUUCUAUUCAUAAUUACCUUCCCCUUCGUUCCCGAAUCUCCCUAUUAUCUGCUAAUGAAAGGGAAAGAAGAGGCUGCAAGGCGGAGCCUGGGAAGGCUGCUUCGCAAAAGGGACGUCGCAGCGGAUUUCGAGCAACUGAAAGCCGACGUCAAGAGGCAGAUGUCAGAGACAGGAACUUGGAGGGAUUUGGUGUGCAUUGCUGCCAACCGAAAGGCGCUAAUCGCCGGGGUGUUGAUGAGAUGCGCGCAACAGUUCUGUGCAACCGGAGCUCUCGGAUCUUACACAAGGUACAUUUUCGAAGAAUCUGGGGGUGACGCUGAAUCUUCAACGCUGAUCUACAGUGGUGCAAGCGUCAUAAUGACAGUUAUCGCUGGAUUCACGAUCCAUCAUUUUGGGCGGAAGAAAUCUUUCGUGGUAUCAAUGUUCUUAUGCAUUGCAUGCAUUCUGGCUCUCUCAAUUUUCUACUACAUCAAAGAAUUACAACCCCAGGUGGAUAUAUCAAGAUGGCUAUGGACACCAUUGCUGGGCGUGACCGCUUUCACAAUAUUCUCCUCCUUUGGUGUGCUUGUUAUACCAACGUUAAUGCUUGGAGAGCUUUUUUCUGCGUCUAUUAAAGCUAAAGGGUUAACUGUACUACUUAGCGUUAUGGGUUUGACGAUAUCGUUGUCUAAUUACAUUUUUUACUGGUUGACCGUCAGUUACGGCAUGUAUUGUCCUUUUCUUGUCUUUUCUAUAAUCAGUGUAUUUUUGACUAUACUUUGUAUAUACAUCAUACCAGAAACUAAGGGUAAGACCUUGGAAGAGAUACAGCAGAUAUUAAGUGGAAAUGUGCGAGAAUAAAAGCUUUAACUAUGGUUUUUUCAGUAAAUAAACGUCUCACUGAAUCCCCUGACCUUGAUCAUCCAUCAUCUUUCCGAUCUCAGAUAA